Messenger RNA from Lineus longissimus, 2592 nucleotides. Its product is annotated as glutamate--cysteine ligase catalytic subunit-like. Lineage: Eukaryota; Metazoa; Nemertea; Pilidiophora; Heteronemertea; Lineidae. Gene Ontology annotation, molecular function: glutamate-cysteine ligase activity. Gene Ontology annotation, biological process: glutathione biosynthetic process. The record is from RefSeq and is a predicted model, not a curated record. Bases 128 to 2128 code for a protein of 666 amino acids. The transcript is spliced from 13 exons. Gene Ontology annotation, cellular component: glutamate-cysteine ligase complex.
UUACGUUCGACCUGGGGACGGAUCGUGACGAAACUUGGGUUGGAUGUGGCAAACGAGGAACUACUUGUUUGUUUUCAAGGCUGAGGAUUUGAGUCUUCUCCGCUUCUGACUGCAAAUCUGAGUCUGGAUGGGUCUCCUUUCAGAGGGAACGCCCCUUACCUGGGCGGAGACGAAAAGACAAGCGGACCACGUCAGGAAACAUGGUAUUCUACAGUUUAUUAACCAGUAUCACAAAGUUACCAAACUUAUGCAGGAUCUACGGGAGAAUAAUCGCGGAGAGAAGAUGGAUGCGAUGAUGGAGUUGAAGUGGGGCGAUGAGAUUGAAUAUAUGCUGGUGAAGUAUGAUGAUGAUAAUAAAAUGGUUCAAGUGAAUCUCAAAGCGACGGAAUUGACGCACAAACUUCAAGAAAAUGAGGAAGAAAACAAACUGACCACAGGACUUUGGAGACCAGAAUAUGCGGAAUACAUGAUGGAAGGUUCACCAGGAGAGCCUUAUGGGUGCGACCUGGCUUAUUUCAACAUCGUCGAGGCAAAUAUGAGAAGAAGGCGGGCAGCGGCGUUAGCGCUCUGUAAUGACUGUGACGAAAGUUUACUUAGCCUGGUCUCAUUUCCAAGGCUUGGCUGUGGGAACUUUACGUUGCCUCCUACGAAGCCUACACCAAAACAAGGCUCACCCCAAUCACUAUUUCUCCCUCACGACCUUAUCAAUGUGGGUCACCCACGUUUUCAUCUGAUGACGAGGAACUCACGUGAAAGAAGAGGGGAGACGCAGCCAAUUAACGUUCCCAUUUACAAAGAUAAACGGACGCCGUCCCCCUUCAUCGAAGACUUAUCCAUCUAUGGCGACGAUGGAUCAGCGCAGAGAAACUCGAAACCAGAUCAUAUCUAUCUAGACAGUAUGACCUACGGCUUCGGUAUGUGCUGUCUUCAAAUGACCUUUCAGGCUUUCAGCAUCUCAGAGGCCAAGUUACUAUACGAUCAGCUGGCACCUUUGGCCCCGAUACUGCUUGCAUUGAGUGCUGGUAGCCCAAUCUACCGCGGCUACCUAUCAGAUAUUGACUGUCGAUGGCACGUCUUGGCUGCAGCCAUUGAUGACAGGACGGAAGAGGAGAGGGGGGUAAAGCCAUUAAAAAACGACAAAUUCGUGAUUCCAAAGUCACGGUACGACUCCAUAGAUUGCUACUUGUGUCCGGGCAGUGAGCGAUAUAAUGAUGUUGAAGUUGUCCGAGACGAGGAGGCAGAGAAAACGCUCAUAGAAGCAGGUAUUGACAGACACUUAGCUCAACAUAUUGCUCACUUGUUUAUUCGAGACACAAUUAUAAUGUACAAGGAAAAGAUCGAUCAAGAUGACGAAGAAGAUGUUGACCAUUUCGAAAACAUCCAGUCCACGAAUUGGCAGACGAUGCGAUUCAAGCUCCCGCCGCCGAAUUCGGGCAUAGGGUGGAGAGUAGAAUUCCGGCCAACAGAGGUACAGCUGACAGAUUUUGAGAACGCAGCCUACGCAGUCUUCUUGGUGAUACUGACUCGGGCAAUCCUCUCGUUCGGGCUUAAUUUCCUUAUCCCGAUAUCUAAGGUGGAUGCGAACAUGCAGACGGCCCAGAAGCGGGAUGCUGUUCUGACUGAAAAGUUCUAUUUCAGGAAGGACAUUAAUACACCAUAUGGAAAGACGGCAGAUGAUGGUGAAGAAUACAUUUCAAUGUCCAUUGAUGAAAUCAUCAACGGCAAGGAGAAUGUUUUCCCUGGCCUCGUCCCUGUGAUCAAAGACUACUUAGCCAAUAUGGAGGUUGAUAUCGACACGCACUGCACCAUACAGCAAUAUCUCACUUUCAUACAGAAAAGAGCGUCAGGUGAAAUCAUGACGACAGCCCGCUGGAUACGGGAGUUCGUCACCAAUCACUCAAACUAUAAACAAGAUUCUGUCGUUUCCAGCAGAAUCGAAUACGACCUUCUCAAGAAGUGCGACAGAAUCUCACGCGGUAAUGAAUCGUGUCCAGAGUUACUGGGUGAUUUCUCGACGCGGACGAAACAGGACAUACCUCCCGCUUACGCAAGGAAGCAUCGACUUCUGGAGAAUAAAAUAAAAAAUGGUGCGAGGCGUGUCGGAAAAGAGCAAUGUGAUAGGAAUUAAGACUUUAAAAAAUAACAAUUCCAAUUAUUUGGUGGUAGUUUUUGGCGGAGCGUCUGAAGAAUUCGUUUGAGCCUUCGAGUUAUUUUUGAGACGUCAUAGUAGUGCCGCAUCCAGGCUCCCUGUGUUUUGUAUCCGUUCAAUUCUCCGCUAUACAAAUAGGCAUACGGGUUUUUUUUAGUGUUACUUUAGCACUUUGUGUUUCUAUUUUUGAUAAUUAUAAAUGUAUAAUGACUUUAUUAAUGGCAUAUUUGCUUAUGUAUGAUAACUGCAUGUAUGUACCGAAAGAUGUUUUAACAUAUUUACCUAUACAGAACCAGAAUUGUUUCAGAAAUAUACUUUAUAAAUAUUUUUCUCCUUAAAACUAUAUCAAAAUCAUUUCUUACACCCUGUACAACGACCUUCACACUUGUGACUCUUUCCACUUUGUAAAUACAUGUAGCUUCAUAAUAAAUCAAGGCUUCAGA